Molecule: messenger RNA, 2592 nt
Organism: Saccharomyces kudriavzevii IFO 1802
Lineage: Eukaryota; Fungi; Ascomycota; Saccharomycetes; Saccharomycetales; Saccharomycetaceae
Gene: ARG56
Product: bifunctional acetylglutamate kinase/N-acetyl-gamma-glutamyl-phosphate reductase
Exons: 1
Coding region: 1-2592 (863 amino acids)
Biological process (GO): L-arginine biosynthetic process
Cellular component (GO): cytoplasm; mitochondrion; mitochondrial matrix
Molecular function (GO): L-glutamate N-acetyltransferase activity, acting on acetyl-CoA as donor; arginine binding; NADP+ binding
Source: RefSeq, a predicted model, not a curated record
AUGCCAUCUGCUAGCUUACUUCUCUCAGCGAAGAGACUCAAUGCUUCAAGGUUUCAAAAACUCAUUUGUUCAUUGAACAAAUCCACUAUCGCAGGAUUUGCAUCCAUACCUUUAAGGGCUCCACCUUCUGUUACUUUCACGAGAAGGAAAGUUGGCUACUCAAGGAGAUACAUUUCAUCUACUAAUGACUCUUCAGCUACUAGAUCCACUGUCAUCCAACUGUUGAACAAUAUAAGUACAAAGAGAGAAGUCGAACAAUACUUGAAGUACUUCACUUCUGUUUCGCAACAACAGUUUGCUGUAAUCAAGGUAGGUGGCGCUAUUAUUAGCGAUAAUCUGCACGAAUUGGCUUCCUGCUUGGCCUUUUUGUAUCAUGUCGGUCUAUAUCCAAUAGUUUUGCAUGGUACCGGUCCUCAAGUUAACGGUAGACUAGAGGCGCAGGGAAUUGAACCAGACUACAUCGACGGUAUCAGAAUCACAGAUGAGCACACAAUGGCUGUGGUUAGACAAUGUUUUUUGGAACAAAACCUUAAACUGGUGACAGCUCUAGAGCAAUUGGGAGUCCGUGCAAGGCCUAUCACCUCUGGCGUUUUCACUGCUGACUAUUUGGACAAGGACAAAUACAAACUAGUCGGAGACAUUAAAGGUGUCACAAAGGAACCAAUAGAAGCGUCAAUCAAAGCUGGAGCGUUACCAAUCCUGACUUCUUUAGCCGAAACUGCUUCAGGCCAAAUGUUAAACGUCAACGCUGAUGUAGCGGCUGGUGAAUUAGCUCGUGUUUUUGAACCAUUAAAAAUUGUCUACUUGAAUGAAAAAGGCGGCAUUAUCAAUGGUUCUACCAGCGAAAAAAUUUCGGUGAUCAACUUAGAUGAAGAAUAUGACGAUCUAAUGAAGCAAAACUGGGUUAAGUAUGGCACAAAAUUGAAAAUUAGAGAAAUUAAAGAAUUAUUGGAUUAUUUGCCACGUUCUUCUUCAGUUGCUAUCAUUAAUGUACAAGAUCUGCAAAAGGAACUUUUCACGGAUUCUGGUGCUGGUACUAUGAUUAGAAGAGGUUACAAGUUGUUGAAGAGGUCAUCCAUUGGUGAAUUUCCAUCCCCUGAUGCUUUGAGAAAAGCUCUUCAGCGAGACCCUGACAUUGCAUCCGGUAAAGAAUCUGUUGCUUCCUAUUUAAGAGACUUAGAAAACUUCGAUUUCGUCUCGUAUGCUGAUGAACCUCUUGAAGCUGUGGCAAUUGUCAAAAAAGAGACAAAGGUUCCCACAUUGGACAAAUUCGUCUGUUCCGAUGUAGCCUGGUUGAAUAAUGUCACUGAUAAUGUAUUCAAUGCUUUACAUCGUGAUUUCCCUGCUUUACAGUGGGUAGUAAAUGAGGAUAGUGUGAACAUUGCGUGGCAUUUUGACAAGUCUCAAGGCUCAUAUUUGAAGAAUGGAAAAAUUCUGUUCUGGUAUGGUAUUGAUGAUAUAAAUACAGUAUCCGAGUUAAUUGAGACAUUCGUUAAAUCUUUUGAUACUGCUUCUUGCUCCACUCCAUCAACAAGUAACGGGGUGUUUGCUAGUGGAAAAUCUAUCAGAUCAUACUCCACUAGAUCUACUCCUCGCCCAGAGGGAUAUAACACUAGUAUAGGUCGUGUUGCGCUCAUUGGCGCUAGGGGGUACACUGGUAAGAAUUUGGUUUCAUUGAUCAAUGGUCAUCCCUAUUUAGAAGUGACCCAUGUAUCGUCCCGUGAAUUGAAAGGUCAAAAGCUGCAAGAUUAUACAAAAUCUGAAAUUAUAUACGAAAAUUUGCAAGUACAGGAUAUUAAGAAAUUGGAAAAACAGAAUGCUGUGGACUUCUGGGUGAUGGCGUUACCGAAUAAAAUCUGCGAACCUUUUGUCGAGACAAUUCAAAGUGUCCAUGGUAAAUCUAAAAUCAUUGACUUGUCGGCUGAUCAUAGAUUUGUCUCGGAAUCGGACUGGGUUUAUGGUUUACCAGAGUUGAACAAUAGAGACAAAAUUGCCGAUGCUACUAAGAUUUCCAACCCCGGCUGUUAUGCCACCGGAUCACAAUUAACCAUUGCUCCCUUAACCAAAUAUAUCAACGGUCUUCCAACUGUUUUUGGUGUUUCAGGAUAUUCUGGUGCCGGUACGAAGCCUUCUCCAAAGAAUGAUCCUAAGUUCCUGAACAAUAACUUGAUUCCUUACGCAUUAAGCGAUCAUAUCCACGAACGUGAAAUCUCAACUCGUAUUGGACACAACGUUGCAUUCGUGCCUCAUGUCGGGCAGUGGUUUCAGGGAAUUUCCUUGACGGUCUCCAUUCCAAUAAAGAAGGGAUCGCUGUCUGUUGACGAAGUCAAGCAAUUAUACAAAGACUUUUAUCAAGAUGAAAAGCUUGUCCAUGUCACUGAUGAUAUUCCACUAGUUAAGGAUAUUGGAGGCACGCAUGGCGUAGCUAUUGGUGGUUUUAAGCUGAACGAUGCCCAAGAUCGUAUAGUGGUCUGUGCAACGAUUGACAACUUACUAAAAGGUGCUGCCACCCAAUGUCUGCAGAAUAUUAAUCUUGCUAUGGGCUAUGGAGAAUACUCUGGUAUUCCCGAAGACAAAAUUAUUGGUAACUGA